Messenger RNA from Hyaena hyaena (striped hyena), 2081 nucleotides. It is a transcript of the gene TRAF2, whose product is annotated as TNF receptor associated factor 2. Gene Ontology annotation, molecular function: tumor necrosis factor receptor binding; ubiquitin-protein transferase activity; ubiquitin protein ligase binding. The transcript has 11 exons. The coding region runs from base 51 to 1616 and encodes 521 amino acids. Gene Ontology annotation, biological process: positive regulation of canonical NF-kappaB signal transduction; protein K63-linked ubiquitination; positive regulation of JNK cascade. The record is from RefSeq and is a predicted model, not a curated record. NCBI's taxonomy places the organism in Eukaryota, Metazoa, Chordata, Mammalia, Carnivora, Hyaenidae. Gene Ontology annotation, cellular component: cytosol; cytoplasmic side of plasma membrane; plasma membrane signaling receptor complex.
CGCAGUUCCGGGCGCGCGGCGACCGUUGGGCCUGGCGGUUCGCGGUGCUCAUGGCUGCGGCCAGCGUGACCCCUCCUGGCUCCCUCGACCUGCUGCAGCCCGGCUUCUCCAAGACCCUGCUGGGGACCAAGCCGGAGGACAAGUACCUGUGCUCGGCCUGCAGGAACGUCCUGCGCAGGCCCUUCCAGGCGCAGUGUGGCCACCGCUACUGCUCCUCCUGUCUGACUAGCAUCCUCAGCUCCGGGCCCCAGAACUGUGCCGCCUGCGUUCAGGAGGGCAUAUAUGAAGAAGGCAUUUCUAUUUUGGAAAGUGGUUCGGCUUUCCCGGACAACGCCGCACGCAGGGAGGUGGAGAGCCUGCCGGCUGUCUGUCCCAGCGACGGCUGCACCUGGAAGGGGACCCUUAAAGAGUAUGAGAGCUGCCACGAAGGACACUGCCCCUUCAUGCUGACCGAGUGCCCGGCGUGCAGAGGCCUGGUCCGCCUCGGGGAGAAGGAGCGGCACUCAGAGCAGGAGUGUCCGGAGAGGAGCCUCAGCUGCCGGCACUGCCGGGCACCCUGCUGCUGGGCCGGCCUGCAGGCACACCACGAAGUCUGCCCCAAGUUCCCCCUGACAUGUGACGGCUGUGGCAAGAAGAAGAUCUCCCGGGAGAAAUUCCAGGACCACGUGCGGGCGUGUGGCAAAUGCCGAGUCCCAUGCAGGUUCCACACCGUCGGCUGCCCCGAGAUGGUGGAGAGUGAGAAGCAGCAGCAGCACGAGGCGCAGUGGCUGCGGGAGCACCUGGCCCUGCUGCUGGGUGGCCUCCUGGAGGCCAAGCACCUGUCAGCAGCCGACGGCCGCCUCCGGGGCCCGGGCGGGGGCUGUGAAGCCGGCACACCACACCCCGAGGCGGAGCUCUCCAAGGCUGCGGAGCUCCGGCAGCGGUGCGAGGCCCUGGAGAGGAAGACGGCCACCUUCGAGAACAUCGUCUGCGUCCUGAACCGGGAGGUGGAGAGGGUGGCCAUGACCGCCGAGGCCUGUGGCCGGCAGCACCGCCUGGACCAGGACAGGAUCGAGGCCCUGAGUAACAAGGUGCAGCAGCUGGAGAGGAGCAUCGGCCUGAAGGACCUGGCGAUGGCCGAGCUGGAGCAGAAGGUCCACGAGAUGGAAGCGUCCACCUUCGACGGCGUGUUCAUCUGGAAGAUCUCCGACUUCGCCAGGAAGCGCCAAGAAGCUGUGGCCGGCCGUACGCCUGCCAUCUUCUCCCCAGCCUUCUACACGAGCAGGUACGGCUACAAGAUGUGUCUGCGCAUCUACCUGAACGGGGAUGGCACCGGGCGUGGGACACACCUGUCUCUCUUCUUUGUGGUGAUGAAGGGCCCCAACGAUGCCCUCCUGCGGUGGCCCUUCAACCAAAAGGUGACCUUAAUGCUGCUUGACCAGAACAACCGAGAGCACGUGAUCGACGCCUUUCGACCCGACGUGACCUCGUCCUCUUUCCAGAGGCCGGUCAGUGACAUGAACAUCGCGAGUGGCUGCCCCCUCUUCUGCCCUGUUUCCAAGAUGGAGGCUAAGAAUUCCUACGUGCGCGAUGACGCCAUCUUUAUCAAGGCCAUUGUGGACCUGACGGGGCUCUAGCCGCCUCCCCCCAGGUUCAGGGGUCAGGAACAGCUGGGCCUGGUGGCUCACUGUGGGUGGACGCCUGCCGCCAUCGUGGCCCUCCGGGAUGGAGCCGCCUCCUGGGAGAGGCCGCUCAGCCCAGGCCGCGUGGGGUGGCCUGCGGGCCGGUCGGUGCCUCCGAGGGCUGUCCGUGUAGGCUCUCGGGGCAGAGCGAGUGGAGGGGCAGGGUGGGCUGGCACUGUGUCCUGCCCUUUGGCCCCCGGAGAGAAGGGACACUCUCGGGUUUGGCCACCGCUCUGAGGAGAAGCCCUGCCAUGCGGGCCUGGCCAGGCCAGCGCGCAGGGAGGGCGUCUGUGUCCUCAGGGCCUCCUGUCGGCCGCCCCUGUGGUGAGUGUGGGGUGCACUUUGGGCGCUGCCGUGAGACGUGGUGCAGUAGCUGCCCCAUUGGGCUGCGGAGGAGUCGUUAUUAAAGUGUUAAAUCUC